Molecule: messenger RNA, 3733 nt
Organism: Labrus bergylta (ballan wrasse)
Lineage: Eukaryota; Metazoa; Chordata; Actinopteri; Labriformes; Labridae
Biological process (GO): cytokine-mediated signaling pathway
Cellular component (GO): external side of plasma membrane
Molecular function (GO): protein binding; cytokine receptor activity
Source: RefSeq, a predicted model, not a curated record
UCAGGAGUCACAGAGCUUAUUGGCUUGGUGAAAAAAAUAAUGCUUCAGCUGGACUUUAAAAUAAUGAGGAAGCAGGCAUGUUCCAAGAACACAGACAUGGGGAAAGACAAAGAGGAAACUUGUACUUUCUUUGGAGGAAACAGAAUUGAUAUCAACAACUAUGGAGUGCUGACCCACAUAUAAACUGUAGCUAAACUUUGCAUUUUUACACAGGAAGAGGACUAUGGUGUUAAUCUAAGUUCCUACAGAGCAGAUGGGGGGUAAGGGGAGGUUUCACAAGAAGUUUUAAAAAUUUCCACCCUUCCUCCACUUCUCUAGUUUCAUGCUUACAUGAGUGAAACCACAACAAGCUAGGUUUCUUUCCCAUAUAGCACGUUAUCAUAACUUGAGUCUGCGAAGAGAGACCAAUAAUCAGUACGUUCUGAAUGACAUAAGGAAGACUGUUGGAUCAUUUUGAAAGAAUGAAAGUCACUAAAAGGGAAGAUAAACACUGGACAGGAUUCAAGAUUAUGUGAACUCCGCUCUACAUCCUGGGCAGCUGACCUAACAGAGAAUGAGGAGAAGACGGAAGCAGUCAGUUUGAACCUGAACCAAGACCUAUUCACCGACACCUAUCAUAUCCUGAGUAAUCAAGCUUUGGAAACCAUUAAAGAGGAGAUUGACGAUCAGCUAAAUGGAGAGAAAGAAGGACGCCACUCUGUUUUUUCUUCUUCUUGCCUUGUGUCAUGUCUGCGCCAUCAAAGGGCAGAAUUGUUCCAAUCAUAAAAUUCUUACAGAUCUCUCCUGCUACACUGACUACAAUCGUACCAUCACUUGUGAGUGGAACAGCACACUUGAGUGUGACACUGUGUGCAACAUAACAGCCAAAAAGAUGACUAAGUAUAUAUCGCGGACAGGAAAAUCUAAUGUGAACAUGCCUAUAUCCUCCUACUGCCUGAAGUCUGUUGAUGUCUCAAGACCAGCACUAAAGAAGUGCUUGAUGAUCUUCAAAAAGGAUGAAGCUUUUUCAUUUUCAAAUGACUAUUCCAUUAACCUGACCUGUAACGCUGUGAAGGUUACCAACAUUACAUUCAAGCCAUGUCAUCACAUAAAGCUGGACCCUCCGCAAAAGCCAGAAAUCAACGUUACCACUGUGUCCUGGAUUGUAAAGAAAAGAGAUAAAAUCCUGUCAUACAACUUACAUUUUCAGUGGAAACAUGAGGAUCAGUCAUGGAAGGAGGCUUCUGAACAGAAAACACAAAAUAUUAAAAAGCUGUGUGGAUGGAAGUGCUCAGCCGAGGUUUGGCUGAUAGAAGACAAGAAGUACGAGGUGCGUGUUCGAGUGAAGGCACUUCCAGAAAGCUGCUUUUCAGUUUGGAGUGACUGGAGUCCUUCUGCAGUGGUGUCACCUAUCAGAACACCAAAUCCACCAUCAGAUGGUCCUGGGGUUAUCAUUAGCAUUGUUGCAUGUUUAGUAGUGGCUGCUUUGCUCCUGGCUGUCAUACAUUUGAAACGUAACAAAACCAUCUGGAUUUAUAUGAUAACAAAAAUCAAAGGUCAGCCCAUACCAAACCCAGCAAAAUCCUUCCUAAAAGAUGUUAAUUUCCAACAGAAUCAUCUGAGCCCUCACUUCCCCAACUUCUUUAACCCGCUGAAAAUUACCACUGAAGAGAUCACCUCCUCUGUGGAUGUCUUCGCACCCUGCAGGCCAGAGGUGGCACUUCUACAGAAAAUGAGAAGCAAAAGCAGCAAUGAGUCAUCCAGUUCAAGUUUCUCCAACCCCAGUUAUGCCCAUUUGUGUCCUCCUCCCGCUCCUCCUGCCUCUUUGCUCACCACUGGGAAUCUGGACCCCUGUGCUGCUGAUACCCCUUAUGGGCCAGUUUGUAGCAAAAAUGCAGUCGAAGAUACAGAACAGGAGAGGAGUGAAAUUGGAAGGAAAAAGAGGGAGAUCCUAGAAUUGCUCUCAAAAGGUAGCAAUGAAAGAGAUCUUGCGCCGGUAAUGUCUGACUACGAGAAGAUUGAGAAACUCCAGGUUGAGCGCUCAAGGCUCCAGAGUCUAGAUUCAGGUGUGUGCAGCAGUGAGGAGGUUAGUCAGGAAAGCCUUGAAGCAGAUAGCAUCAAUAUGACUGAAAACUAUGACGGACAGGUCGAGAGGGAGACAGGGAAAGCAAAGGAACACGUUUUUCAGGAGCUGUUUGGAGGGGCUGGAGACAUUUUUGGAAAAGGCUCCAUUCAGGUUUGUUCUGGUUAUGAGCCAGCUCAAAAUCUGAAACUUGACAGCCCUGAGCUCCAAAGCCUGGAUCUGGGUGUUAGGAGCGAGGGCGAUGGGCAGUUUAGUCAGGAAGAGAGCUUAGAGAAUGCUGACAAGCCCACUGAAUCGACAAACCUCCUGUUUCCUCUUUCGUCUAGUACCUUAUCAUGCACAUUCUCAUCCAUCACGCCUCUGCCAUUGAACUUGGCUGGACAAGCUUUGAGUCCUGCCAUGCAACCUUUGCAAUGUAAUAUACUUCAGAGGCUUGCUUUAAUGUCAGCCACCAGGUCUGCAGAGCCCUCUGGUGAUGGAUACAUGCCAGUAAGACAGGAACAGAGCUAAAAAAGGAUGAAGCUUUCUUAUGAAUGUUAUUUAAUUGUAUGAUACCUGAACUGGUGGCGCUGUAACAACAAAACAAGCCUAUUUCAAAAUUCUGAUGUCUUUUGAAAUGAAAUAAAUAACAUCCUCCACAUAAUUUGGCUGAAAUACAUGCAUUUAGUUCUCCUUGCUCCACCCUUUGGCUGUAAUACACUUUGGCUGUAAUGCUUUUUUCUUAUACAGUAUACUUUCUGAAUAGCUACAGUUCAGUAUGGAGUGCGUACUUUUCAGUAUACUGAACUUUCGUGGUCAUUCAGUAUGCAUUUUUUGGGUCCACCUCAGUAUACUGAAAAUUUCAGUAUGGAUACUAACUUCCGGGUUUUAUGCAGUAUGGAUCUUUCCCCCUCUAUUUAAAUAAUUAUUUCCAUAUUUAUUUAUGCCUUUAUUGGUUUAUUUUAUUUUAUAAUACUGUCUUUCAUUCGUACUUUCCUGUAUGUACUGUAUGUUAUUUUACUUUUACUGUUAUUUUGUUUACCUUACAGUAGACGUGCAUUACUCCUCUUGAAUAAAGCUAAACAAAAAAUACGGAUGGAUCCGGCUGGUUCGGGUAACGUAAAUGAUGUCACUUCCAUACUGAAUGAAUCAGAUGAAGUAGGAACAAAUAUCUGCAUACUGUGCGCAACUACUGAACAGUAGGUACCAAAAGUAUACAGCAGAGAUAGUAGCUACUGUCUACUGACUACUGAAAGAUUGUGUAGGCACUUGGCAAUUCGGAUGCACCGGGCCUCUCAACUACCAACUAACAGAUGAUCACCUAUAGGUGGUGCUCAAGGACAUUUUUGCUGCUGGUUGGAGGUGGAAAAAGCUGCAAAAGAGACUGUGGUAGCGAUGGUUGCAACAGCCAUGGUUGUGAUCGUAGCUAAUUAUGCUCACGGCUUUGCCAGCUCUCACACUGCAAAUUCUUCAGGAAUUGCCUAUUCUAGUUUGAUGCUGAAAUCGUUUCUGAAUUAAGCAAAAUGUGUUGCUGUGAAUGUGUGCUCCUUGGUGUGGUGGUGGUGGUCUGUUGUUAUGUAUGGUAUCUAUGGUUUAUUUAUAAGCACUUCAUUGCUAGCAUCAUAUCAUGUGGAAUUGUUCUGUUCUGUUGAAAUAAAAUAAACAUGAUGGGAAAUAUUUCAUCUUCUUUCA